This is a messenger RNA of Carlito syrichta (Philippine tarsier), 1623 nucleotides long. It is a transcript of the gene TBX19, whose product is annotated as T-box 19. The record is from RefSeq and is a predicted model, not a curated record. Lineage: Eukaryota; Metazoa; Chordata; Mammalia; Primates; Tarsiidae. Gene Ontology annotation, biological process: positive regulation of DNA-templated transcription; cell fate specification; regulation of transcription by RNA polymerase II. Gene Ontology annotation, cellular component: nucleus. Gene Ontology annotation, molecular function: DNA-binding transcription factor activity, RNA polymerase II-specific; RNA polymerase II cis-regulatory region sequence-specific DNA binding. Bases 42 to 1382 code for a protein of 446 amino acids. The transcript has 8 exons.
GGGUCGUGGCUCUCAGCAAAGUUUGAGAGGGGCCUGCGGUCAUGAGUGAGCUGGGCAAUCCCAAGACCAGCGAUGGCACCGUGUCUCGCCUGCUCAAUGUGGUGGAGAGUGAGCUUCAGGCAGGGAGGGAGAAGGGCGACCCUACGGAGAAGCAACUUCAGAUCAUCCUGGAGGAUGCCCCGCUCUGGCAGAGAUUCAAAGAAGUCACUAAUGAGAUGAUUGUGACCAAGAAUGGCAGACGGAUGUUUCCUGUCCUAAAGAUCAGUGUCACAGGGCUGGACCCCAAUGCCAUGUACUCCCUCCUGCUGGACUUUGUCCCCACGGACAGCCAUCGCUGGAAGUACGUCAAUGGGGAAUGGGUGCCCGCAGGCAAGCCUGAGAUGCCCAGCCACAGCUGUGUCUAUAUCCACCCUGACUCCCCCAACUUCGGGGCCCACUGGAUGAAAGCGCCCAUCUCCUUCAGCAAAGUGAAGCUGACCAACAAGCUCAACGGAGGUGGGCAGAUAAUGUUGAAUUCUCUGCAUAAAUAUGAACCCCAGGUUCACAUUGUGCGUGUUGGGGCUGCCCACCGAAUGGUUAUGAACUGCUCGUUCCCUGAAACCCAGUUCAUAGCCGUGACCGCCUAUCAGAAUGAGGAGAUAACAGCUCUCAAAAUCAAGUACAACCCUUUUGCCAAAGCCUUCUUGGAUGCCAAGGAAAGAAAUCACCUAAAGGACAUCCCGGAGGCUAUUUCUGAGAGCCAGCAUGUGGCCUAUUCUCACUUGGGAGGUUGGAUCUUUUCCAAUCCAGAUGGAGUAUGCGCAGCAGGCAACACCAACUACCAAUAUGCUGCUCCUUUGCCUCUGCCUGCUCCCCAUACCCACCAUGGCUGUGAGCACUACUCGGGCCUGCGAGGACACCGGCAGGCUCCCUACCCCUCUGCAUAUGUGCAUAGAAACCAUUCUCCCUCAGUUAAUUUGAUAGAAAGCUCAAGCAAUAACCUGCAAGUUUUCUCGGGACCCGACAGCUGGACUUCCUUAUCCUCCACACCCCAUGCCAGCAUUCUGUCUGUGCCCCACACCAAUGGACCCAUCAAUCCAGGGCCUAGCCCCUAUCCAUGCCUGUGGACCAUCAGCAAUGGAGGCGGAGGCGCUGCUGGACCGGUCCCAGAUGUGCAUGCCAGCACCCCGGGAGCAUUCCUCCUCGGAAACACAGCAGUGACAUCGCCCCCCUCUGUGCUGUCCACCCAAGCACCUGCUUCGGCUGGCAUGGAAGUUCUGGGGGAGCCUUCGCUGACCAGCAUUGCGGUGUCCACCUGGACAGCAGUGGCCUCACAUCCCUUCUCAGGCUGGGGUGGCCCCGGCGGGGGUGGGCCCCAUUCUCCUUCCUCACUGGACAGUUAGGCGGGAUCCUGGGAGCCUCUGCCAGCAGAGACCCUUGUGUGUAGAGUGUAGAAACCCCAUCUGUGAGUCCAUGAGGCAGACUGCAGGGCCUUCCCUCCUACCAGGCUGGGAGGCGGUCUGGGCUGCGCCCGAAGUCCUGCUGGGAGAUGGCUUAGUUGGGAUGCUGCUGACUGUGUCAUUUGCAUGUCUCCACCAUUUUCUUUUGCACUCCUGUUUCCUCAGAGGCUUAUCCUUGACAUGC